Molecule: messenger RNA, 1415 nt
Organism: Cygnus olor (mute swan)
Lineage: Eukaryota; Metazoa; Chordata; Aves; Anseriformes; Anatidae
Gene: EI24
Product: EI24 autophagy associated transmembrane protein
Exons: 11
Coding region: 188-1207 (339 amino acids)
Biological process (GO): macroautophagy
Cellular component (GO): endoplasmic reticulum
Source: RefSeq, a predicted model, not a curated record
CGCACCCCUCCCCUCCCGGCCGGGGCGGCGCGAGCUGGGCCCUGCUGCCGCCGCCGCCGCGCGGCCCGGCCCGGCCCGGCGACUCCAUCCGUUUUCCGCCUCUCCAUGAUGAGAGAGGCUUGGGUUCGGCUUUUCCCCUCUCCCUGUAGCUGAUAGUUUUGGAACCAGAGGUGAUGCUGGAGUCAAGAUGGCAGAUAGUGUGAAAACCUUCCUUCAUGACCUGGUCAGGGGAAUCAAGGACUCCAUCUGGGGCAUAUGCACCAUCUCCAAGCUGGAUGCCCGGAUCCAGCAGAAAAGGGAGGAGCAGAGGCGAAGGAGAGCAAACAGCGCGCUCGCCCAGCGGAGGUUUCACAUGGAAGAGAGGAAGCAAGAGAAUGAACCCCGGAUUGUGAGCCGGAUAUUUCAGUGUUGUGCCUGGAACGGAGGCGUGUUCUGGCUUAGUCUCUUCUUGUUCUACCGAGUAUUUAUACCCGUACUUCAGUCAGUCACAGCACAGAUCAUUGGCGACCCUUCCUUACACGGUGAUGUCUGGUCUUGGCUGGAGUUCAUUCUCACCUCCAUUUUCAGCGCCCUCUGGGUCCUUCCCCUGUUUGUGCUCAGUAAGGUUGUCAAUGCCAUCUGGUUUCAGGACAUUGCAGAUCUAGCUUUUGAAGUUUCUGGCAGAAAGCCUCAUCCCUUUCCCAGUGUCAGUAAAAUCAUUGCUGACAUGCUGUUUAACCUCUUGUUGCAGGCACUGUUCCUCAUCCAGGGGAUGAUAGUGAGCCUCUUCCCCAUCGAUAUCGUCGGCCAGCUGAUCAGCCUCCUGCACAUGUCGCUGCUAUAUUCUCUCUACUGCUUCGAGUACCGCUGGUUUAACAAAGGAAUUGAAAUGCACCAACGGUUAUCCAACAUCGAGAGAAACUGGCCCUAUUACUUUGGAUUUGGCUUACCACUGGCUUUUCUCACUGCGAUGCAGUCGUCCUACAUCAUCAGUGGCUGCCUCUUCUCCAUUCUUUUCCCUCUGUUCAUCAUCAGCGCCAACGAAGCAAAGACCCCUGGCAAAACCUACCACUUCCAGCUCCGUCUCUUCUCCCUGGUGGUUUUCCUCAGCAACAGGCUCUUCCACAAGACCGUUUACCUUCAGUCCACCCUGAGCAGCGCCUCCGCGGACCGGCUGCUGUCCCCCCAGCCAUCUCCUGCCAAACACAAGCCUGCUCUGGGGCACUGAGCCGCAGCCGGCGGGGCGACGGGGCACGGCCUUCACCUCGGCUGCUAGGAAGGCCCCCGGGGAUGGCAGGACGCGGCCUGCCGCGGUGCCCGCGCGUCCCCCGCUGCCCAAAGCCCUGCCCGCGCGGCGGUGCGGUGUCCCCCGUGAGCACGCAGAUGGGAAAUGGGGGAAAAGUCUGGAUUUUUAACACCUUUGUGAGUUUGGAAAA